Messenger RNA from Peniophora sp. CBMAI 1063, 675 nucleotides. The record is from the annotation of a GenBank genome assembly. NCBI's taxonomy places the organism in Eukaryota, Fungi, Basidiomycota, Agaricomycetes, Russulales, Peniophoraceae.
AUGGACGCACCGACGGCGCUGUUCGACAGCUACGAGGCCGACUUCCGGCAGAUUCUGGAUGGCGUGCGGGAGAAGCUCGACGGCGCGCAGGACCAGGGCGCCGAAGGCAAGAAAGCCGCGCUGCGCCGCGUCGAAAUGGAACUGGACGAAGCCGACGAGAUGCUCUCGCAGAUGGAGAUCGAGAUCCAGGGCAUCCCGACCUCCCUGCGCCCGUCGUACGCCACGCGCGCGCGCACGGCCAAAGCGGACCUCGCGCGGGCGAAGAAGAGUGCGAAGGACGCGCAUGCUGCUGGUGCGCGGGGCGAGCUUUUGGGCGGCAAGGGAGGGGGGCAGUAUGCGACGACGGAUGAGCCGUAUGGGAGUUCUGAGCGUGGAAGGUUGUUGGCGGGGACGGCGCUGUUGGAGGACGGGAGCAGUCGGUUGCGGGAGAGCGAGCGGAUCGCGCUGGAGACGGAAGCCCAAGGCGCGGACAUCCUGCGCACGCUCGGGCUGCAGCGCUCGCAGAUCGAGAACGCGCGGGACACGCUGCAUACGGCGGACUCGAGCAUCGAUCGGGCGAGCGGGACGCUGAAGAAGAUGAUCAGGCAGGCGUACAAGCAGAAACUGGUGACGGGCGCGAUCGUGCUGGUGCUUAUACUCGUCAUCGCUAUCAUCCUGUACGAGAAGCUCUCGUAG